GGUGGGGCUCCGGGGAUGGCUGUGCCCCCUUCGGCUCCUCCGCCGCCGUGCUCGCCCUUUUACCUGCGGAGGCAGGCGCCCUGCCCGCAGUGCUCAUGGGGCAUGGAGGAGCGGGCGGCGGCCAGCGCCGGCGGCCGGGAGCCGCCGGGCCCCCCGAGGGCCGCCGCCGCCGUCCCGUGCUUCGGCGUGUCCGUGGACCCGGACGACAUCCUGCCCGGCGCCCUGCGCCUCAUCCAGGAGCUGCGGCCGCACUGGAAGCCCGAGCAAGUUCGCACCAAGCGUUUCACAGAUGGCAUCACCAACAAGCUGGUGGCCUGCUAUGUGGAGGAAGACAUGCGGGACUGCGUGCUGGUCCGGGUCUAUGGGGAGCGGACGGAGCUGCUGGUGGACCGAGAGAAUGAGGUCAGGAAUUUCCAGCUUCUGCGAGCACAUGGUUGCGCCCCCAAACUCUACUGCACCUUUCAGAAUGGGCUGUGCUACGAGUACAUGCAGGGCGUGGCCCUGGGGCCCGAGCACAUCCGAGAACCCCGGCUCUUCAGGUUAAUCGCCUUAGAAAUGGCCAAGAUUCACACCAUCCACGCCAAUGGCAGCCUGCCCAGGCCCACCCUGUGGCACAAGAUGCACAAUUACUUCACGCUGGUCAAGAGUGAGAUCAACCCCAGCCUUUCCACAGAUGUCCCUCAGGUGGAGGUGCUGGAGCAGGAGCUGGCCUGGCUGAAGGAGCACCUGUCGCAGCUGGAGUCCCCCGUGGUGUUCUGCCACAAUGACCUGCUCUGCAAGAACAUCAUCUACGAUAGCACCAAAGGUCACGUGAGGUUCAUUGACUAUGAAUAUGCUGGCUACAACUACCAGGCCUUUGACAUUGGCAACCACUUCAAUGAGUUUGCAGGUGUGAACGAGGUCGAUUACUGCCAGUACCCCGGGCGGGAGACCCAGCUGCAGUGGCUGAGCUACUACCUGCAGGCACAGAAGGGGGUGGCCGCGACCUCCAGGGACGUGGAGAGGCUCUACGUGCAGGUCAACAAGUUCGCCCUGGCAUCUCACUUCCUCUGGGCUCUCUGGGCACUCAUCCAAAACCAGUACUCCACCAUCAACUUCGAUUUCCUCAGGUACGCUGGGAUCCGAUUCAACCAGUACUUCAAGGUGAAGCCUCACGUGUCGGCCUUGGAGCUGCCCAAGUGACCGGCCGCCCCGCCCCGCGCCCGCCCGCUGCCUGGCCGAGACCGGGCCUCGGGGGCUCACCCGUGUGUGCCCUGGGGUCUGCGGCCUUGGGCCAGGCGGGGCCGGGU
This is a messenger RNA of Perognathus longimembris pacificus (Pacific pocket mouse), 1289 nucleotides long. RefSeq names its product ethanolamine kinase 2 (gene Etnk2). Gene Ontology annotation, cellular component: cytoplasm. The record is from RefSeq and is a predicted model, not a curated record. Lineage: Eukaryota; Metazoa; Chordata; Mammalia; Rodentia; Heteromyidae. The transcript is spliced from 8 exons. Gene Ontology annotation, molecular function: ethanolamine kinase activity. Gene Ontology annotation, biological process: phosphatidylethanolamine biosynthetic process. Bases 16 to 1182 code for a protein of 388 amino acids.